AUGGACUUCACGUCCAAUGCGGCAGAGACGUUUGUGACAGCCUAUUACGCAGCGUCUGACUCGCCACAACGGUCGCAACUGCUUCCUUCACUGUACCUACCAAACUCAAGUGUAUCCUGGAAUGGCAACCCCAUCAGCGGUGCUGCCCAGUAUGCACAAUGGCUGGAGGCGCAGCCUGGGUCUCGCCACGAGAUCCAGUCCUUUGACUGCCAUCCACUUGGCCCAUAUAAUGCUCAUGGGACUGUCGCUCAUUAUACACCCGAAAGCAUUGUAACCAAGGACCCAAGCAAUGCGCCCAAGUCGGCUACGUCUACAGGCGGUGGAUCUAAGAAAAAGUUUGAUGCUGAUGCUCCGAUUGAAUCUUACCCGCGGGUCUUCUCUCAAACCUUUGUCCUCAUCAAUGGUGCUGGCACCAACACAGAAGGUGGCGUUCCAUUCGUAUGGACACCUGCCAAAAACAAUAAAAACAAGAAUCAGACGGAUCCUGAUUUGCGCACUGUUGCCAAGUACUUUAUUCAAGCCGACAGUCUGCGAUUCGUGGGUUGA
Messenger RNA from Malassezia sympodialis ATCC 42132, 546 nucleotides. RefSeq lists its product as uncharacterized. The coding region runs from base 1 to 546 and encodes 181 amino acids. Gene Ontology annotation, biological process: nucleocytoplasmic transport. The record is from RefSeq and is a predicted model, not a curated record. The transcript has 2 exons. NCBI's taxonomy places the organism in Eukaryota, Fungi, Basidiomycota, Malasseziomycetes, Malasseziales, Malasseziaceae.